Molecule: messenger RNA, 1336 nt
Organism: Oncorhynchus gorbuscha (pink salmon)
Lineage: Eukaryota; Metazoa; Chordata; Actinopteri; Salmoniformes; Salmonidae
Exons: 7
Coding region: 126-1010 (294 amino acids)
Molecular function (GO): dioxygenase activity
Source: RefSeq, a predicted model, not a curated record
UCAUAAUGAAAACACCCCCAGCGACACACGGUCUGGGUGCAAUCUAGUAUGCAUAAUUCCAAACCUCUGGACAUAUUCAACUCACUGUUUCAUUGUUUAGCCAGAUCAGUGUUCCAACGCUCAACAUGAAGAUACCAGUUGUUGAUUUUGGAGCAUACAAGUUAGGGGAAAACGAGGUUUCAGGCGAGCAGUUAGAGAUCCUGAGCAGGCAGUUGAAAACUGCCUUUACGGAAGUGGGAUUUGUUUAUCUGAAGAAUACUGGGAUAGUACAACUAGACGUGGAUGAGGUUAUGAACACAUCCAAGACAUUCUUUCUGCAACCAGAUGAAAUGAAACUGCCUUUCAGCAGGAAAAGCUUCUCUAAUAAUCCUAACCAUGGCUGGGUGUCUUCAGAGACUGAGAGUUUAAAUCCCAAGAGACCAGGAGACCUAAAGGAAGCCUUCAACACUGCAUCCCUUCAUCCAGACAUAAAAUGGCCAUCGUGGGAAGGAGGGAAUGGAUUCUUUGAGGUCCAGUCGUCGUUCUUCCUGCGCUGUAAGGACCUGUGUCUCCGGGUGCUUCGUGUGAUGGCCUACAGUCUGGGCCUGGAGGCUGAGGUCUUCUUAAGUGCACACAGACACAUAGGGACUGAUAAGAACAGCAGUACCCUGAGGUCUCUGUAUUACCCCUCGGUGAGGAGUGACAGGGUGAAGGAGGGCCAGCUGCGCUGUGGAGAACACUCGGACUAUGGCAGCAUCACCCUGGUCUUCCAGAGUCAAGAGGGUGGCCUGCAGGUGCGUACCAGGUCAGGGGAGUUCAUCUCUGCUCCCAGCAUCCCUGGGACAGUACUGAUCAACAUAGCUGACCUGAUGCAGAGGUGGACCAGUGAUGUUUUCCUCUCAGCGGUCCAUAGGGUUUUGCUGCCCCCCGCUGGAGACUUGAGCACACGGCAGUCCCUGGCUUUCUUUGUGCAGCCAGACGAUGAAGCACUCAUCACCUGUUUUGAUGGGUCUGACAAAUAUCCCCUGUGAAGUCAGGGGCCUAUCUCAUGGAACGCUUCAAUGACUCUUAUGGGAGGAAGUGACCUUUAUCCAUCCAGCAUUAAUUAUUUUGUGUUAUGCAAUUAAUUCAGUGAAUCAAAAUGUCAGUAAAAAGAGAAUUUCCUUUUAAAUCCAUGAAGUGAAGUGGGAGAGAGAUAAAGGAAUAUGUGAGCAAAAACCUUCCAAGUACAGAUACUGUAUGUAGAACCAUGGUAAAGCACAGUAUGGGCAGAACUGAAAAAGCAUGUGCAAGCAAGGAGUUCUACAAACCUGACUCCGUUACACCAGCUCUGUCAGGAAUGGGCCAAAAUUUACCC